Molecule: messenger RNA, 2575 nt
Organism: Morone saxatilis (striped sea-bass)
Lineage: Eukaryota; Metazoa; Chordata; Actinopteri; Moronidae
Product: alanine--glyoxylate aminotransferase 2, mitochondrial-like
Exons: 14
Coding region: 136-1686 (516 amino acids)
Biological process (GO): glyoxylate catabolic process
Cellular component (GO): mitochondrion
Molecular function (GO): pyridoxal phosphate binding; L-alanine:glyoxylate transaminase activity
Source: RefSeq, a predicted model, not a curated record
UCCAGAGGCCCAAUCGACUGACCGUGCGCUGACAGCCCACCCCCAAAACUCUUUAAAAAGAAAGAAAGAAAAAGCUUGAGUGUGUCAGACGGUGAAGGGAGUGGGACAGCCGUGUGCCCCCUGUGUCCGCUCAACAUGUACAAAGUUUUAUCCCGUCUAAGUGGCCGCUGUGCAGCUUUAACGGGACAGUCCUGCAGUCGGCCUGGUUUGUCCAAAUUCCACUUGGCAAGUGGUGCAUUAUGUCAGAAAUCAGCCUUCAAAUACCCUUCCACAGACCUCCCAGACAUGCCCCCGUGCAAUUUCAAACCAGAGGAAUACAAGGGUAUGUCCAAAGAGCGCAUGAUGGAGAUCCGCAGGCAGUAUUGCAACCCUAUGACCAUGAAGAUUACCCUCUAUAAGAAACCAGUGUUCCUUCACCAGGGAUACAUGCAGUGGCUGUGGGAUGUAGAUGGGAGGCGAUAUCUGGAUCUGUUUGCUGGUGUGGCUACUGUCAGUGUGGGUCAUUGCCACCCGAAAGUAACGGCAGCAGCAGAGCAGCAGUUAAAGAGACUGUGGCAUACUACUAACAUCUACGUCUAUCCUCCUCUCCACGAGUACUGUGAGAAACUAGCUUCCUACUUCCCAGAUCCGCUUAAGGUGAUAUAUCUGACCAACAGCGGCUCAGAAGCCAAUGACCUGGCUAUGUUGAUGGCUCGACUUCACACAGGCAACUUUGACAUCAUCACUCUUAGAGGAUCAUACCAUGGUGGCAGCCCACAGACCAUGGGUCUCACUUCCAACGCAGCAUAUAAAUACCCCAUUGCCAAUGGUAUAGGCUGCACAAAUACCAUGUGUCCUGAUGUGUUCAGAGGCCCGUGGGGAGGGAGCCACUGCAGGGACUCUCCUGUGCAGACCAUCAGAGAAUGUAGCUGUGCCCAAGGUCAUUGCAUGGCAAAUGAACAAUACAUUGGACAGCUCGAAGAGACAUUUGCUACGAGUGUCCCAAGUCGAAUUGCUGCUUUCUUUGGAGAGCCAAUUCAGGGAGUCGGAGGCGCUGUGCAGUACCCUGAAAACUACCUCAAGGAGACUUACAAACUUGUAAGAGAGAGAGGAGGGGUCUGCAUUGCUGAUGAGGUCCAGACUGGAUUUGGCCGAACAGGAAGUCACUUUUGGGGUUUCCAAGGUCAUGACGUCAUUCCUGAUAUAAUUACAAUGGCAAAAGGCAUUGGUAAUGGAUUCCCAAUGGGAGCUGUUGUUACAACACCAGAAAUUGCAGCUUCAUUUGCCAAGGGAGUUCAUUUCAACACCUUUGGAGGAAAUCCUGUGGCUUGUGCUGUUGCUUCAGCAGUACUUGAUACUAUCAAAGAGGACGGCGCACAGCAGAUCAGUCUUAACGUGGGCACCUAUCUGCUGACAGAACUGGCAAAACUCAGAGACAAGUAUGAGAUUAUCGGUGAUGUGCGUGGAAAAGGCCUGCAGAUCGGCGUGGAAAUGGUCAAAGACAAGGCCAGCAGGGACCCGCUGUCUCCCGAGGCAAUGGGUGAGAUCUUUGAGGACGUCAAGGACAUGGGAGUCCUGAUAGGGAAAGGAGGACUCUACGGACAGACCUUCCGCAUCAAACCCCCCAUGUGCAUCACAAUGGAAGACGCUGAUUUCUUCCUGGCAGUUUUUAACAAGUCCAUCCACAAUUACAUGGAAAGAAGAUGAAAGUUAGAUGUAGGUCAGCUGGAUUGCUCAAUGCCAAGCAGCAAACCUGGAAACGCACUCAGCGGUGGAUUGCAUUUUUUGGACAUCUUUUAAAAUGUUAAAAGUAAUUUUCACCUUCUGAACCUUUGCAUAGCAAUUAUGAAACUAUGUUUAAAUAUGCUGUAAUUAGAAGUAUCAAUACACUUAACAUACAUAAGAAAAAGUAUUGUACAGUGCCUUUCUAACAACUGACUUGAAGUUAAUUUAGCUCUUUAUGGAUCUUCUUAAUCAUGCUUGGAUGUAACAUUGUGUCAUCAUUUUACAAUUUGUAAUUUCUCCACGCAAUGUAAUAAUAAUGAGUCUGUGAACUUGUGGAACAACCAUUUUUGCUAUUACACAUUGGUCACACUGCUCCCUGCAGGUAUAGGUUCUACUGUUCUACCUAUUUAUCUUUUCAAUCCCCAAAUGGGCAUGGCAUAAUUGCCAUUAUUGUCUGUAAACCCUGUAUAUGGGUUACCUAACUGAUAUAUCAUUAUUUUUAUUUUUUUUCAGCAGCUGCCCACUGAAAGGAAACCAGUUUAGGAUUCUUAGACUUAGACAGUUGCUCAUUUUGUGUUUAGGAUAAUUAAGGCUCCUGCCAGUGAAUGCGAUGGGUUGUAAUUUACCCCCAUAAUCUCGGGAACACACUACCUCAAACCCCCAUGGCUCUCAUCCACCUCCAACACAAGUGGCUUCCAGAAAAUCUGUUUAAGCAAUUACAGUUGUUGCAAUCUGUCCUUACACACAGAGUCUUAAGACUUCUGCCCCUUUGCUUGAUCAUAUCUGGAUAAUUUGUCUUCUCUAUCAAGUCUACCUGGUGUUGAUCAUUGCCUGCUGUCUGACUACAAGUAAAGCUGAACAUUUUACUUUA